AUGUCCGCGAUAUUAGCAGAUGCAGAGUCGCGCGGAUCGGAUCCAGCCGUUGGAGAAUCAGGCUUGAGCCAGGCUUUGCUAGGCUCGGGAGUUUUCAAGGUUAGGGAUGCCGUGGCUGGCCCGUUGGCUCGGCACGUCCAGCGGAUCGAGGCUCGGCUCGACCCGAAGCUGUUCACUCCACCCAACAACGCGGUGACCCUAUGGGAUGCAGACAGGGACGGGAUUCUCCGACCAGAUGCAUCAACGGUGGAGAUGCAGCGAGAGGGGACCAGUGAAUCGUUGGUGGAUCUUCGUGUGGAGCUGAAGCAGGGGGAGGAAGUGUACAGUGUGGAAGAGCGGUUGAGAGCGGUGGUGGGGAUGAGUGUGGCGACCAGGCUGCAAGUAUUGGAGGGCCUUUGGAAUCAUAUAAAGGCCAACAAGCUGCAGGAUCCCUCAGACCCUUCCUCCUUCACCUGCGAUGCUACCCUCCAAGCGCUCUUCAAACAGGACAAGCUCAAAAUCUCCUCCCUCCCCAUCCACAUCUCCCCAUUCCUCUCUCCUCCACCGCCUCUCACCAUCACGCACCGCAUCUCCCUUGCCACCUCCCCCGCAGACUCCGCCACACUCCCUUCAUUAGAUCCCCCCUUUCAUCCACUGGGCCCACCCACCAACCUCCCUUCGUACGAGACCCUGCCCCCUGUUUCGGCUGACACCUGCGUGGAUGUGACUGUAACAGAAGCUCCUGCCCUCGCGGCCGAAACGGCCCGUGCGAUUGCAGCGAUGGGUCAGCAGCCGGAGAUAGACGCGAUUGAUGCAGCCAUGGCCAGAGACGCGGAGCUUUUAGCUAAGCACCGGCGGCGGCGCGCCUUUUUCCUAGCGUUUUCGCACUCUCCUGGGGAGUUUAUCAGGGACUUGAUGGUUUCGCAGCAGAGAGAUUUGGAUCAGAUGCAGCAGGGAGGGGUGGAAGGUGCUGGGGGUGCACAAGCGUUUGGCCCUGAGACUGCUGACCAAGAUGCAGAAUUCUAUGCUCUACCGUGCCCUGUCAUUGCCUCCCAUUCCAUUCUACUCGCUCUCAAAUCCCCCCUUAUCCCUCUCAACCCCACUCGCCCUUAUUUCACCCCCUUCUCCCCCUCAGAUCAGCACGUUUCCCCCCCUUCUCACCCUUAUUUUAUCCCCUUUGCCCUCUCAUUUCGGAUUCUGCUCCCACGCAAGCCCCCCUCCCCUCACCAUCAUUUUCGUUUCUCCCUUGCUCCCACUCAUUACCCCCUCUUCUCCCCCACAUGUCCCCCCCUUCUCCCUCUCAUUCCCCCCCUCUUCGCCCUCUCAUUACCUACCUGUCUCUCCCUCCUACCCCCCUUUCUCCCCCCCAUUUAUCCCCCUUCUACCCCUCCUCCCCCCCCCCCCCCCCCGCCUUCCCCUACUCAAGUCCCCCCCCUUCUCGCUCUAAUAUCCCCCUUUCAUCCCUCUCCCCUCUACUCUCUAUCGUUUCCCCCCUUCUCCCCCUCAUUUCCUCCCCUGCUCCAUCUCAAUUCCCCCGUUUCGCCCUCUCAGCCCCACCCCCCCCCCUUGCUUCCCUCAUUUUCCCCCCUUCUCCCUCUCUUUCACCCCCCUGAUCCCCUUCAUACAGCCCCAUGCUCCUUCUCACUUCCCCCAAUUCUCCCACUCAUUUUCUCCCCUUCUCCACCACAUGUCCCCCACUUCUCCGGGAAAUUUCCCCCCCUGCUCCUUUCAUUACCCAUUUCGGCUCCCCCUCAUUUCCCCCUGUCUCCCCCCCGUUUCCCCCCCUUCUCCCACUCAUUUCAACCCCUUCACCGACUCAAGUUCCCCCCUCCCAACUCUCAGAUCCCCCUUUUCUCCCUCUCAACCCCCCCCCCCCCCCCCCCCCACCCCCCCCCCCCCUCUUCUCUCUAUCGUUUCCCUGCUUCUCCCCCUCAUUUACGGGCCAACACGGCUAGGCCGUGGUCUAUCACGAGUGCGGACGGCGAUACGGCCGAGAAGGCAGUGCAAGGCUGCCUGGAAAAGUACGCUGGAAAGUUUCAGGGGGGGAAGGAUCGCAUGGCCGGCCGACCUGAUGCCCUCGUGGGAGGACAGCCAGCUGCUAUCAGGGGUUUGGUAUAUGCCUUCCCGAUAGAGCAUUGGAGCGAUGAGGAGACUCUACGACGCGACACCACCGUUUUCCGUCAGGGUGGGGCCCGUCGGGGUGCAGCGUAUGCUGAGCUAAAGCAAAAAGCGGGAGAGGCCAACAUCACUGCUGCCACGCCUACGGUGCGCGAUGUGAGCGAGGAGGAAGAGGAGCAGCAUGACGUGGUGAUUGAAAUAGAUGAUGAAGUUCCGGUACAAGUUGGAGAUGUCCAAGUGGAGAUCGAUCUUGAGAUGGGAGGAGGGAGUGGGCAGCCCACUGCCACAUCUGGCAAAGAGGACGGACACACACACGAAGUGUAA
Messenger RNA from Closterium sp. Naga37s-1, 2421 nucleotides. The record is from the annotation of a GenBank genome assembly. Lineage: Eukaryota; Viridiplantae; Streptophyta; Zygnematophyceae; Desmidiales; Closteriaceae.